AUGAAUCCAGGUUGGGCAGGACUACCAAAGGACUUGUUGGGUUUAGUUUUAGAAGGAUUAGUAUCAUCAUCAGAUUAUCUGCGAUUCAGCGUUGUUUGUAAGUCAUGGUUUUCUGUGGCAAAGGAUAAUCAGAGGCAACGCAUAUCAAGAUUUCAGCAACCUCCGAUGCUCCUGAUUUCUAGUGCAGAUGAAGAAAAUUCAUGGAAUUUAUACAAUGUUGUGGAUGAUAAGGUUCUGGACAUGCAACUAAGAGUGCCGAAUAGACGAUUUUGUGGCUCUUCAAAAGGAUGGUUGAUAUUUGUGGAUGAAAGUUUUGCAGUAACCCUACUAAAUCCAUUCUGCUCCAAUGUUAGAGGAAAGAAAAAGAAGACAAAUGUGACAAUCAUUCGUCUGCCACCAUUGCAUGGUAAGAAGGUAUGGAUUAAAAGAUGCGACUACUAUGUCUUCAAGGCUAUAUUGUCAGCAGACCCAAUACUAGAUCCAAAAGAUUGCAUUCUUACGGUAAUUAAUGCUGAAUAUGGUCGACUGGCUUUUAUCAGACCCAGUAGUAGAGACAAACGCUGGACUUAUGUUGAUAGGAAAUGGGGCUUAAUUGAAGAAGUGGUAUAUUCUGAAGGUAAAAUUUAUGCAGUUGAUAACAACAGCCAACUUUUUUCUUUUGAUAUUAAUAGCUUGUCGAAGUUGGAACUUGGGCAAGGUCUUUCUUCGGAUGGCUUUAGCAAGAGAUAUCUUGUAUUCAAUUCAAAUAAGAAACAGUUCUGGAUGGUUCAAAGGUAUAUUCACUACCAAAAAGACAAACGUGAGACCACAAAAUUCAAAGUUUUCAAGAUGAACUUCGAUGAGCACGAGUGGAUAGAAAUAGAAACCCUAGAUGAUGUUGCCGUCUUUGUGGGUGAUAACUCCUCAGUGUCUGUGGCAGCUUCAGAUUUUCCGGGUUGCCGGUCUAAUUGUAUAUACUUUAGCCAUGAUGAGGAUACAUGUGGCACACUUGAGCCUUAUGGACCUAAUGAUUGCGGAGUAUAUGAAAUAACGAGUCAUCGUUUCUUACAGCCUUAUCUAGAUGACUCUAAGAAGCUGUUGAAGUUAACAAGGCAACCUCCAAUCUGGUUUGUGCCAUCCUUUCAACUGUAA
Molecule: messenger RNA, 1131 nt
Organism: Rosa rugosa (rugosa rose)
Lineage: Eukaryota; Viridiplantae; Streptophyta; Magnoliopsida; Rosales; Rosaceae
Product: F-box protein At2g17036-like
Exons: 2
Coding region: 1-1131 (376 amino acids)
Molecular function (GO): protein binding
Source: RefSeq, a predicted model, not a curated record